UUUAAGAUGUCUGCGCCCAUUAAUUUAACAAUAAAGUGGAAUGGACAAGAAUAUGUUCUGACGGAUCUAAAUGACACACAAACCAUCAAAGAUGUAAAGGAAGCGAUUGAAACACUUACUGGGGUUUUGCCUAAAAGGCAAAAACUUCUUGGUUUAAAGUGCAAAGGUAAUGAUAGAGCGUUAUACUAAGUCAAGUUAAAUAAUACGAAUAUGAAAAUUAUGAUGAUGGGAACACGAGAAGAAACCAUAGCUUCUGCAAAUGAAAAGCCCAAAGAUGUUCCUGAGGUUAUUGAUGACUUUGAUGUAGAUGAUGAAGUUAUCCUUACUGAAAAUAGGGAAGAAUUUUUAAAAAAGAUAGAGAGGAGAAUACGUGACUACAAGAUCGAGGAAAUUUCCCCACCUAGACCAGGGAAGAAACUGCUAGUACUCGAUAUAGACUAUACAUUAUUUGAUCAUCGCUCCGUUGCUGAGACAGCCGUUGAAUUAAUGCGCCCCUACUUACAUGAAUUUCUGACGGCUGCAUAUGAACAUUAUGAUAUUGUCAUUUGGUCUGCAACUGGUAUGAAAUGGAUUCAAGCUAAGAUGCAGGAGCUAGGUGUUACUAAGAAUCCUAAUUAUAAGAUAGUGUUCUACAUAGAUAGUGGUGCAAUGAUAUCUGUUACUACACCAAAAUAUGGUGUAGUUGAAGUGAAACCAUUAGGAGUAAUCUGGGGGAAGUAUGAACAGUACAACAGCAAGAAUACCAUCAUGUUUGAUGAUAUACGACGUAAUUUUCUUAUGAACCCACAAAAUGGACUUAAGAUCCGACCUUUCCGACAGGCUCACUUAAAUCGUGACUCGGACCGAGAAUUAGUUCGGCUGUCGCGGUAUCUGAGAGACAUUGCAGCGUUGGAUGACUUAAGCAGUUUGAAUCACAGGCAUUGGGAAAAAUACAGUCUUAAGAGACACCACCAGGAUGAGCCAGAGUGAGGUAAAAUAGUCACUUAAUUCAUUUAAGCUGGACACCUAUUGUGUCUUACGACGGUCAUAUGACCACCGUUCGAAGAAUCCAGCGCCACUCAGUGUAAGUUCUAGAUGCUUUAAUUAGUGUCAUCCUCCUCCUAGGAUUGGUCCACGAGGUGACAAUUUUUUCUCCUCCAUGUUUUGUCUGAGCUUCCUGUUAAAUUAUUAUGUUUUUAAUACCAAGUAAACCCCUGUGGAUUUGUUGUUGCCAGUCCAUCUUUUUGAUGGAGUUCUCUCUUGGUCUCUUUACAUCAGGGGUGGGCAUAAAAGUCGGUUGGAGGGCCAAAGCAAAUUUUCUAUUUUAUACAGAGGGCCGCACCCAAACUUUGAUGUUUCCAGUGUGCUUUCAAAAACAUUCAUGCACUGUUUUUAUACUACCUUAUUCUCAAUUUUAAUAUUACUUUUUACAGAUGAUUGGUGUCGGGUCAUAAAAAACAAAGUAUUUUCUACCAAAAGAUGUUUGGCAGGCCACAUACAUAUGGUUUUUAAUUCAAUUUCAUGGGCCGCAAAAAAAUCACUGUCGGGCCACACCUUUGCCCACCUGUGCUUUACUUGGACUCUACCUUCUAAUGUGAUAUUUGAUUAACUUUCAUUUUUUCAUUCUUUUGUACAAUACAAUUUAACAAAUAAUCAGUCAUUAUGUAUGCUUUAUUUAUUUCCUAUCAAUGCUUGCAUAGUAAUCUUAACAUAUAUGUGGGUAGUAGUCUACCCAGGUAGAAACAUGGUAUUUAUGUAUACAACUAUUAUUCACAUGUUUAGUUCUGUAAAUUUAAACUUCCAUGAUUUGUCAUAUAAUAAAAUCUGUGUGUAUAUUUAUCAACAGAGGGCGCUAUAGCAAAUUUUCCAAGGGGAAUAGCACUGUUAUGUAAAUCAUCGGUCACUUCUUUUAAUAACAUUUUUUAUUCAAUCCUCUUUUGGACCUGAUCUUAAUUCUGGUGUGUAUUCUUAUAAAUGUUGACCUUCUAAUUUUUGGCUUGAAAUGUUAGAAAUUAAAUUGUGAACAUGGAUCUGUAUUAAAAAUUUAAUUUUAGCCUGGCAGCAUUAUCUCAGAAAAACACAUGUCAAAUACAGACAUGUUGCAUUUGCUUUUAUUUCAGCCGCACAAGUUCAAUUUCAGGUGACACAGUAGACUUCUUAGUAGACAGAUCCUCUAGGUAAUAGUACGCCCCAGAUAUUAGAAUGUCGCAAGAUUUAAUUAUAAUAAUAUAUAUCCGAGUAUUAUUCACCCAAUCACAAUUGUAAGCUAUUAUACAACAAUAGAGAUAAGGUAGAUGGAACUUUUAGCCUGGUUUCCAUAAAAUUCAUUCAGUCACCACAAUGUCUAACUUGUAGCCUCAGUAAGCCAUUUCGUGGUUUGAACUGCAUGUGCCCGUAUCAAAGAUCAGUCGACAUAAACCUAUGUUGUAUGUAUGAUUGUUUAUGUCAUUUGACCUUGAUACGGGCAUGCGCAGUUCAAACUACGAAUUAGCUUAUAUGCUAAGCCAUUCUGUAUUACUUAUUUUGUUGUCGCUGUUUGCGCUUUGCUACUGCAGUCAUUUAUUGUUAUUCCCAUGGAGUUUUUGAGAAUAUCCACUUGGGUUCAGAAUGACCCAUCUGGGUUUUUCUAGUGGCUCCUUGAGAGUAAUAGUACAUUGCUUUUGUGCGUGUUGUGCUGUGCUGCGCUGCGAAUAAAUUUCAGAUUUUAAUUUUUCAAUUUUUUGGAUACGCUGUUUUUGCUCAUUUUGACUUUCAUAGAACAGAAAUAUUUAUUUCAUGUAUUUUUCCUUAAAUCAGUGGAGAAAAUUUGUACAGCAAUUUAGUUUGCUUUUCGUUUAUCCCUUCUCGGAUUUUUGGUCUGUUGUUAUUUUUGUUUUGCAUUUUUGUUGUUUGAUGAAAUAAAUGAAAUGAAAUGAAUGAAAUAUUCACAAUACUCAAUUCAUUGUGUUGGCAGCAUACUAAGCCAAUAUAAUGCUGGAAAUGAAUUACUAUAUUUGUUGUAGUUUCUUUUUUUUUUUGUCCUACAGUUGAUAUGCAUAUGAUGUUAAUCUUCACCUUAAUCUUCUAACUAGUUUUUAAUUCAAUUUUAAUCCUUCCCUUAGGUAAUAGGUCUGAUUAGCACAAGAACUUAGUUGUGUCAAUCCCGCUGAUUCCUCUGGGACAAAUAUUGGGUCAGCAUUCUAAUUCACAUUCUCUCUUGGGAGGUCAAUAAAAUAUGUUAUGCAGGGUUAAAGGACAAAACCUAAUAAUAUUUUGUGACACUUAAAAAAAAUAAUAUUACAGGUAAAGUGCUAUUUCUUCAUUAAAAGACUAUAAUUUACUUAGAGUAAAAAGUGUAAAUACCUUCUAGGACCACUUUAAAUUUCAUUAUUUUUUAAAAUAUAUUAUAUUUUCACCAUGAUAUGUGAUAUGGUAAUGUGGUCAUAACCCAUAUCUUGAGGUUUGAAUGUAGUAGGUUUUUGAUUGUUUGCAACAAUCACUUACAGGGCAGUGUAUCUUGUGUACUUCAACAAUUUUUAUAGAGAGUGAACCUCAAAACCUAGGCUGAUAUGUAGGACUCUCAAAGUGUCUUCGUUUGUUGAUUUGUAAGUCCAAAAUCACAAAGGAAGAUCCAUUUCCAACAACGGUUUCUUCAUCUAGUUCAACCCAGGCAUGCCGCCCGGGGACUUGUAGAUCUCACAGUCAUUAAUGCUGUGCUUGAUGGUUUGUGGCUCCCCACAGUCACAAUUAGGUAAGAUUAUAUCUAAUUCAUAAGUAUGCCAGACAUGUACAUGUGAUAUCAUGUUAUAUAUUCAUCCGUACCAAUCAAAUGUUGAAAUGAAUUGAACAUUUGUACUGUAAUGGAAUUGGUGUAAUUGUACCUGAUGACCUUGUUAAGCUUAUAGUGUGAAAGACAUUACACUUGCUUUGUAAUGAUGAAUACAUGACCUGUCAGAAUGAUCAUUUAAGCAUCUACUUUAGGACCUCAGUAUGGUUUAACCCAUAACCUUAUAAUAGUUCAUUACUUCCUGUUCAAAUAAUGUCUUAUCAGUCAUUCGUCACUCAACUACUUUUUUUUUUUUUUUUUUUUUUUUUUUGCAUUACUUUAUAACAUGUCAGACAUUAUAUGGUCAACUCAUUACUAGUCCAUGAUAUUCUCAGCUAUCACUCAGUUCUUCACUCAUUAUGGCGAUCACUUAUCCAUUUCUUGGCCACCACUUGCCCAUUAUAUUAUGGCAAUCAGUCAUCCAUUUCUUGGCCAUCAUUUGUCUGUUACUGUACUUGCCCACUUAGUUGGCCAUCAUUCAUCCAUUUCUUUGCGACUACCAAUUUAUGCUUGGUCAUGUCUAGGUUGUCAAUAAUUUUUUAUCACUACCAUCAUUGUUUUAAUUUAUUGUCACAUAAUGAAUAAAAUUAUAUUUCAUUCUUUAUUUAACCAUCAUUGAUGUUUGAAUAAAGAAUGAAAUAUUGUAUCACUAGGCUUCUCUUAACUUCUUUGAUUUCAUCAUUCUUACAUAAAAUUAUGAUUAUGGAAUGACAAUGAUAGAUAAGACUGAUUUUGCUAAGACAGUGAUGCUAUUGAUAAAUCAAUGAUGUUUCUCAUAAUACAACUAUAAUAUAUGAUGAUGAUAAGAAACUGAUGAGACAAUAUUAAUUAUUAAACACAAUGUUGCUAAGGAUGACACUAUGGUUUAUUUUUUUACUCUUGUCAGAGUUAUAUCGUUCACAGUGUAAGAACUUUACAUAAAACAAGGAAUUAAAAACUUGGCACGGUUAAGUUAGGUAUAUAUUUUACCCAUUAUUAUUUCAUGAUUUAAGCCCAUUGAAAAUAUUGCUUAAUAAAUAUACAUUUACAUAUCUUUCAUUAAACUUUUACUUAUAUUUAUUAAUAAUAAUAUUAAUAAUAAUUAAUAAUUAAUUUAAUAAUAUUUAUGUGAUGAAUCAAAAAAUAUGUGGAUUGCAUGCAGUGUCUCUUGUUAUUUUUUAUUAAAUUAUUUUAAGAGAUUAAACAUUUUUUUUAGUGGCAUGUCUUGAUUAUAUUUAUAUUUUUAAAAUUUAUUUACACAUAUGUCACAAAUAUUACAAAACUGGCUUUAAAA
This is a messenger RNA of Anneissia japonica, 5057 nucleotides long. Its product is annotated as ubiquitin-like domain-containing CTD phosphatase 1. Gene Ontology annotation, molecular function: protein binding; protein serine/threonine phosphatase activity. Lineage: Eukaryota; Metazoa; Echinodermata; Crinoidea; Comatulida; Comatulidae. Gene Ontology annotation, cellular component: nucleus. The record is from RefSeq and is a predicted model, not a curated record. Gene Ontology annotation, biological process: protein dephosphorylation. The transcript has 7 exons.